AGCAUACCACUUACCGCUCGACGCAUUCCAAGUCGUCGCGAACGACGGUGGCAAAUCAAUUCAUUCAUUUGAUUGCCAUCCAUCGUCUUGUUUGCCACCUUCCUUCCUCCUAUAUAACCGAGAUCGCACUGCAUUUUGCAGCAGCACUCUCUCAUAGUGUCGCAUCCUCAGUUCCUCACUGCAUGUGAUCUCACUCACUAAUCGCACUCCAGAUCGAUCGAUCGCCUGCUGCAGCUGCCGCGCGCCGCUUCGUUCCAGUUUGCUGCGAGGAUCGAUGGAGUCAGGGACGUGGGCGGUGGUGGUGGCGAUCGCAGCCGCGUACCUAGCCUGGUUCUGGCGGAUGUCGCGCGGGCUGAGCGGCCCGCGGGUGUGGCCGGUGGUGGGCAGCCUGCCGGGCCUCCUGCGGCACGCCGAGGACAUGCACGAGUGGAUCGUCGCCAACCUGCGCCGCACGGGGGGGACCUACCAGACCUGCAUUUUCGCCGUGCCCGGCCUGGCGCGCCGCGGCGGGCUGGUCACCGUCACGUGCGACCCCAAGAACCUGGAGCACGUCCUCAAGUCCCGCUUCGACAACUACCCCAAGGGCCCCUUCUGGCACGGCGUCUUCCGCGACCUCCUCGGCGACGGCAUCUUCAACUCCGACGGCGACACCUGGGUCGCCCAGCGCAAGACGGCCGCGCUCGAGUUCACCACGCGCACGCUCCGCGCCGCCAUGUCCCGAUGGGUCUCCCGCUCCAUCCACAGCCGCCUGCUCCCCAUCCUCGCCGAAGCCCGCGACCCCGUCGACCUGCAGGACCUCCUCCUCCGCCUCACCUUCGACAACAUCUGCGGCCUCGCAUUCGGCAACGACCCCGAGACGCUCGCCCGCGGCCUCCCCGACAACGCCUUCGCCUCCUCCUUCGACCGCGCCACCGAGGCCACGCUCAACCGCUUCAUCCUCCCGGAGUGCGUCUGGCGCUGCAAGCGCUGGCUCGGCCUCGGCAUGGAGACCACGCUCGCCAGCAGCAUGGCGCACGUCGACCGCUACCUCGCCGCCGUCAUCAAGACCCGCAAGCUCGAGCUCGCCGACACCCACACCAACAAUGCCACGACGCCGCACGACGACCUCCUCUCGCGCUUCAUGCGCAAGGGCACCUACUCCGACGACUCCCUGCAGCACGUCGCGCUCAACUUCAUCCUCGCCGGCCGCGACACCUCCUCCGUCGCGCUCUCCUGGUUCUUCUGGCUCGUCUCCACCCACCCCGCCGCGGAACGCAGCAUCGUGCGCGAGCUCUGUGCCGUCCUGGCCGCCUCCCGCGGCGCCGAAGACCCUGCAUCGUGGCUCGCGUCCCCGCUCGCCUUCGAGGAGCUCGACCGCCUCGUGUACCUCAAAGCCGCUCUCUCGGAAACCCUCCGCCUGUACCCGUCCGUGCCGGAGGACUCCAAGCACGUCGUCGCCGACGACGUCCUCCCCGACGGCACCUUCGUGCCGGCGGGCUCCUCCAUCACCUACUCCAUCUACUCGGCGGGGCGCAUGAAGUCCGUGUGGGGCGAGGACUGCCUCGAGUUCCGCCCGGAGCGCUGGCUGUCGGCCGACGGCGCCAGGUUCGAGCCGCACGACUCCUACAGGUUCGUGGCGUUCAACGCCGGCCCGCGCAUAUGCCUCGGCAAGGACCUCGCCUACCUGCAGAUGAAGAACAUCGCCGGGAGCGUGCUCCUCCGCCACCGCCUCGCCGUCGCGCCGGGCCACCGCGUCGAGCAGAAGAUGUCGCUCACGCUCUUCAUGAAGCACGGGCUCCGGAUGGAGGUGCGCCCGCGCGACCUCGCCCCGAUCCUCGACGACCUCCACGUUGCCGCCGCCGCCGCCAUUGCCGCGUCGACGCCGGCCAUCGCGGCCUGCGCGUAGAAGAUCAUACUAUACUAUACGUGGGGUGACAUGCCGUGCAUGCUGCGCGUACGCUUCGUGCUAUAUGGGGAAGGGGACAAGCUCGAAAUGGCAAGAAAGAUGUGUAGAUAGAUGAGCCCAACACAGCAAGUAAUUAGUCGAGGGACUGGUCUCUGAGUUCAUUUAAAUCACCUAAUAAUAGCUCGAUCGGGAGGGAUAAAAGGAUCCGUCUAGAAAUAUCCAAAUCAGGUAUUCAUUCCGAAUAGGUGCAACAAUGGUGCUCCUCUCCGGUACUAUAGUUGAAACUGUAUGCUCCAAAAAUUCGUCUGGGCGGUUUGUGUUAAUGCGCCGCCGAUUGUUGUUAUUGAGAGUUUGCCUGUGCAAACCUGAAAUAAACACAUGUACGCGUCAGUGGAUUGAUUGCUUGUUUUCUGGAUGAACAGUCCAA
Lolium perenne is the source of this 2312-nucleotide messenger RNA. Its product is annotated as cytochrome P450 86A4. NCBI's taxonomy places the organism in Eukaryota, Viridiplantae, Streptophyta, Magnoliopsida, Poales, Poaceae. Gene Ontology annotation, molecular function: monooxygenase activity; oxidoreductase activity, acting on paired donors, with incorporation or reduction of molecular oxygen; iron ion binding. The record is from RefSeq and is a predicted model, not a curated record.